This is a messenger RNA of Phaeoacremonium minimum UCRPA7, 711 nucleotides long. RefSeq lists its product as hypothetical. Bases 1 to 711 code for a protein of 236 amino acids. The record is from RefSeq and is a predicted model, not a curated record. NCBI's taxonomy places the organism in Eukaryota, Fungi, Ascomycota, Sordariomycetes, Togniniales, Togniniaceae. The transcript has 3 exons.
AUGGAUGCCUCGUCUUCUCAUGGAGGAGGCAAGCCGCCCACCCUCAUGGCCCUACCCGCUGAGAUCCGGAGUAUGAUCUACCGCGCCGCAAUUCCCACCGACCAGCAGAUUGAGACUCUCGCUUCGCCGCCUCUCCUGAGAGUCAACAAACAGAUCCGUGCUGAGGCAACUCAUCUCUACUACAGCAUGAACACGUUUUGGAUCCACUUGCCCGCAUCUGAAGACAGGUGGCCAGGUGUCCUUGCCAUGUUCCACGCUGCGGUUGAGCGCGGCUAUCUUGCGUCUAUCAGCUACAUACACGUCAUCUUCGAGAUCAAGGUGAAGCAGGCGGAACCCACGGAGGAGGACGAUGAUGAAGACGAUGAUGAAGACGAUGUGCAAGACGAUGAUGAAGACGAUGUGCAGGACGAUGUGCAAGACGAUGUGGAAGACGAUGUGCAAGACGAUGUGCAAGACGAUGUGGAAGACGACAAGUGGAAGACUGCUUUCCUUGCGCUGGAGAUGUCCGACGGUUACCCGGAUUUUCUAGACGACAAGUCCCCCAUGGAGGAACCCUACUUAGAGACUUACGUCGGCAAUAAUGAGACCGACUGGAACGAUUAUGAUGCCGUAAAGGCACUGGUUCGCGAAACUCUUCGACUUGACCCAUAUUUUGACCCAGAUCGGUACGUGGAGGCUUACUUUGUGUGGCUCCAUUUCAUCGAGUUCUAA